Messenger RNA from Panicum hallii, 1958 nucleotides. RefSeq lists its product as uncharacterized. Bases 723 to 1574 code for a protein of 283 amino acids. Lineage: Eukaryota; Viridiplantae; Streptophyta; Magnoliopsida; Poales; Poaceae. The record is from RefSeq and is a predicted model, not a curated record. The transcript has 2 exons.
GCGCCUCGUCCCGGCAGCAUGCUGCCUGCGCCCGCGUCUUUUCCGCUGCCCACAUUCCCCAACGCCACGCCCACGCCCGGACCGGUGGUGGUCGCCCUCGCGCUGGGGCUCCCCCUCUCGUCCUCCAAGCUUGUCCUCUUCUUUCCACCAGCUUGCUUUUGGUCGCUCCAACGCCGCUACGUGCUAAAGCCAUGGGGGAAAGGGAAGGGACGAGAGGUAGCGCUGUGCUUCCGCUGCUAGUAGAGGACUAGUUUACUGCCACUGAGGGAAGGGAACACGCUGCUGUGGAGCAGGUGAGUUCUUUUUGGCCGGGGUCACCAGGCCACAGGUGAAAACGGCCGCCCGCUGGUCUCUCUGUCCGCCGGUGAGUGAGUGCCCAGGCUUGAGGUUUCUUCUUCCCAGUUCAUGCUUCUGUUUGUUGGUGCCCACUAUCCAUCGGUGAUUUACUCCUCCGUUGGGCUUGUGCUCCUGCCUGCUGGUGAUUCUCGAUUACGCGUUCAAAGGUCGGAACAAGCGUGCAUCCCCGGUGCGGGUUAUCGUCUGCGAAGAUGGGAUUUUGAUGGAUCCGUUCCACGGUUGCUUCAAUCUUCGGAGGAAUCUGGCGUCCUGAAUCCAAGCGCAGAAAUUUUAACCUCCUGGCAAAAAAGCGCGGUUGCGCACAUCGUGUUCGUCGGAAAGCCGCACCGAGGGAGUUGCCACUUGCAACCGUCGCAGCGGUAACGAUGAGAGAUUUUGCAUCUUGCCUGAGCCAUGGCGCCGUCCAAGUUGCGCAAUCCUCUUCUUCAGGUGGGCAGAACAUGGUGCAGUGCGCCUACCUGGCCCGCCUGCGCGGCAAGACGUGCAGGGUCACCGUCACCUGGAGCAAGGUUGCCAUGGGGCAGGCUCUCGCCAUCGCCAUCCACGACUACUCGAACCGUUGCCUCUGCAAGACAGAGGUGAAGCCCUGGCUGUUCUCCAAGAUGAAGGGUUCCAAGGUCAUGGAAUUGGACGGUGGCAACGUGGAGGUCAUCUGGGACCUGUCAUCUGCCAAGUUCGCGGCUGGGCCAGAACCCGUUGAAGGCUUCCAUGUAGCUCUGGUCCAUGAUCUUGAAGCUGUCCUUGUUCUUGGCGACCUGCGGAAGGAGGAGCACCAGGUUUUGUCGGAUGCUUCACAUUCUGAUGCAGUCAUGAUAGCCAGAAAGGAGCAUAUUUAUGCAAAGAAGGUGUAUUCAGCAAAAGCUCGGUUUGUGGACAUUGGUCAGCUUCAUCACAUCUCCAUAGAGUGCGACACGGCAGGGGUGAGGGAUCCAAGCCUAGAAAUUAAGAUUGACAAGAAGAAAGUGUUGCAGGUGAAGAGGCUAGCAUGGAGGUUCAGAGGGAACCAGACAAUUUAUGUUGAUGGACUUCCAGUGGAAGUGCUCUGGGAUGUGCAUGACUGGCUGUUUACUUCAUCAAGUGGAUGUGCCGUGUUUUUGUUUCAGUCUGGCCAAUCCAUGGAAAAGUUCUUGUUGAGAACAUGCUCGCAGAAUGGAAAGGAGGCUCGAACACAUCGUUUGGGUUUCACAUUGAUACUAAAUGCAUGGAAGACUGAGUAGGCACUAGGCAGAAACAUGAUUUCAGGUUUCUUUAACAACUCUACUCUGAAUGAUGAAUAUUAACUGUAGGAAUCUAGGGUCUAGCAAGUCUAACAAAACCCUAUAUGCAAGAAUUUUGUGCUCCUUACAUAUGUUGUCCUGGCGGUUGUUGGCAAACUGAGAUUUUGGAUACGCAUACGAUCUUUAAUAUUUUAAGAGGUUUUUAGAUAGGAUAUGGGAUUCUAGUGCUCAAGUUGUCUAAUAUCAUGUCACUCACCUUUAAACCUUUUGUAAAGGUCCAUGAUAGAAUACCAAAAAUGGUGUCCACACUUCUUUUGUAUUCGCAACUGUUACGUCUCACAUGUUUAAAGUGAGGCUCAGGACAUAUUGCAUACAGUUGAGCAA